AUGGAUGUUACACUUUCAACUACAACUACAGCAAUGGCAGCUGAUCCUGUAACUUCAUUGUAUGAAAUUGCUUAUAAAUUAGAUUCAAGUCAACAAUUUGCAGGUGAUGAAGAAUUAUUUAAAACGAUUAUUGAUUUAUCAAAGAGUAAUAAGCAGACAAAACAAUUGUCAUCACAAUUCUUUUCAAAGUACUUUAAGAGAUUUCCUUCCACUCAAGAAAAGGUUAUUGACAGUUUGAUCGAUUUGAUCGAAGAGGAUGAUAUCCCUGUUCGUGUCAGUGCUCUCAAAGCCAUACCUUCUAUUUGCACUGAUAAUCCAGAGUACAUUGCAAAGUUGGUUGAUAUCCUUGGUCAAUUAUUAAAUACUGAUUCACCAAUCGAGUAUGAAAGUACCAAAAACUCAAUCAUUGAAUUGUAUAAACUCAAUUCUGCCAAUACUUUAAACUCGAUUCUCUUGUCACUCGAAACUGACAAUCAAAGAGAAUUCAUGUUAAAGUUUAUCAAGGAACGUCUCAUGUCUCUUAUUAGAUUAGAGUAUAAACAAAGUACAAUGGAAGCUCAAUCAUUCUUUAGAGAAAGAAUUUUAAAGUUGAUUGGAUCAUCAAAAGAUGGUGAAAUUGAAAUAUUGGUAGAAUUAUUUAAUUGUUUCCCAAAAUACAUGUUAAAGGAUGCAAUUGUAUUUUGUGAUACUCUUUUAUCAUUGAUUCAUAAAUUACCAGUUGUUGAAACAAAGAAAAAAGUUUAUUUCAUUUUAGAUAUGUUGGUUAAAAAAUCUACUCAAAAUAAUAAUGAACCAGUUGGUAGUGGAAUUUUUGAAUUUUAUAAAACAAAGAUAUUCCCAUCAUUAAAUGAUAUGUUGGAAGCUGAUCAAACUGAUUUUAUCACUAAAUUUGCUCUCAUCACUCAAUCUGCCAAUACCAAUGACGCCCCAGAAUUAUUUGAAAUUGUAUUUAAACUUUUAAAAGACAAAAUACCAGUACCAGCACCAAUUGAUUAUGAUUUUAAAUUGACAAUACUUGAAGCACUUUUAUUGUCAUUUAGUAAUUUGGGAGCAAAAUCACCAGCACAAAUGAGACGUCUUUGUGCUUACAAGACCAACACUGGACAACCAAGCGACAUGGCAACUGAUUUGGACCCAAGCAAGUUUGAUGACUUUGUUGCAAGAUUGCGUGUAUUGAAUGAUCGUAUCGGAACGACCGAUGCCAAGUUGAAAAAGGCAAUUGAAGUCUUGCCAAAAUCAGACACUGAACAACUUGCCCAACUCAUCAAAUCACAAAAGACAACCUCCAACCUCAUCCAAUUUAUCCGUAAUCUCUCUAAAAAUCCACCCAUCCUCAACAACUCGGCCAUCAGACCAUCAUUUGCCAAAGAACAAAACCCAAUGAAACAAUUUAAAAAACAAUAUCAACCAAAUUAUCAACAUCAACAAGUAGGUGGAGGACAAAAACAACAAAAACAAAAGAAUCAAGUAGGACAAAAACAACAACAACAAAGUCAACAAGGUCAACAAGAAACACAAGGACAAUCAAAAAAUAGAUAUCAACCAUAUGUACCACCAAAUCUUAGACGUUCCAAUGAUAAUAAUAAGCAACAACGUGGUGGAGGACAAGGCCAACAACAAAAGAGCGGUGGAGAUGAACCAAGAGUACAAUUAGAGUUUUUUACAGAAAAAUCAAAAACAAAACAACCUUCUCCUUCUUCAUUCAAAGGUAGAGGAAGUAAGAGCUUUUAA
Molecule: messenger RNA, 1731 nt
Organism: Cavenderia fasciculata
Lineage: Eukaryota; Evosea; Eumycetozoa; Acytosteliales; Cavenderiaceae
Exons: 6
Coding region: 1-1731 (576 amino acids)
Biological process (GO): negative regulation of apoptotic process
Cellular component (GO): nucleus
Molecular function (GO): RNA binding
Source: RefSeq, a predicted model, not a curated record